Messenger RNA from Chelonoidis abingdonii (Abingdon island giant tortoise), 982 nucleotides. NCBI's taxonomy places the organism in Eukaryota, Metazoa, Chordata, Testudines, Testudinidae. The record is from RefSeq and is a predicted model, not a curated record.
UGGCACCCCCAAAUCCCAGUGCCCCCUGUGUCCCACACACCCCACCUAGCCCAGCGCCCCCACAUCCUGCGCCCCCCCCCGUCCAGCCUGGUAUCGCUGUUUUCUGGCACCUCCAAACCCCAGUGAGCCCUCUGUCCUGCACACCCCCCCAACCCGGCACCCCAGCCCCCAUAUCCCAGUGCUCUUGUAUCCCACCGGCCCCCUGUAUCCCCGCACCCCCUAUAUCCCAGCGCCCCCAAACCCUGGCGCCUGCGGCCAGGCAAUGAGCGAGCUCAAGGAUUGCCCGCUGCAGUUCCACGACUUCAAGUCGGUGGAUCACCUGAAAGUCUGCCCGCGCUACACCGCCGUGCUGGCCCGCUCCGAGGAUGAUGGCAUUGGCAUUGAGGAGCUCGACACGCUGCAGCUGGAGCUGGAGACACUGCUGUCCUCGGCCAGCCGCAGGCUGCGGGUGCUGGAGGCAGAGACACAGAUUUUGACAGACUGGCAGGACAAGAAGGGGGACAGGCGGUUCCUGAAGCUGGGCAAAGAGCAUGAACUGGGCACCCCAGUUAAACAUGGAAAGUCCAAGAAGCAGAAACUAGAGGGAAAGGGUGGUCACGGCACAGGGCCUGGCCCUGGGCGGCCUAAAUCCAAGAACCUCCAGCCCAAGAUCCAAGAAUAUGAGUUUUCAGACGACCCAGUUGACAUGCCUCGGAUCCCCAAAAACGAUGCCCCUAACAGGUUCUGGGCCUCAGUGGAGCCCUACUGUGCUGACCUCACUAGUGAGGAGGUGCGAACCCUGGAGGAGCUGCUCAAACCCCCGGAGGAUGAGGCUGAGCACUACAAGAUCAUGAAAGUCGAGGAGGUUGCUGCUAGCGAGUGCCGAAGACCUGCGGUCAAGCAAUUCCGUGAUUCGAAAAUCAAGUUCCAUCUGCCACACAAAGUUCUGCAUCAUCAGCAUAAACUGUGUUUCACCACCAAGAGACCAAAUACAUUCUUCUAA